Molecule: messenger RNA, 6192 nt
Organism: Apiotrichum porosum
Lineage: Eukaryota; Fungi; Basidiomycota; Tremellomycetes; Trichosporonales; Trichosporonaceae
Exons: 6
Coding region: 1-6192 (2063 amino acids)
Biological process (GO): establishment of cell polarity; septin ring organization
Cellular component (GO): division septum; nucleus; cytoplasm
Molecular function (GO): guanyl-nucleotide exchange factor activity
Source: RefSeq, a predicted model, not a curated record
AUGGCCAUCGACUGGUCGCUUGCCCCUGCAGGUGCAUCUGCAUGUGCAUCUGACCCAACCUCGUUGUGGUUUGUGCUAGACCUCGAAGAAGACCUCUAUCUCUCUGUGCCGGCAUCGCGCGCACUGACCCCCUCUCCGACCUCGCCCUCAGACUGGACCGCAGCCGACUGGCCGUCGUCACCUUUGAGCGUGCCGCGACGUUUACUGUCUCGUUCGCAUUCGCCUUCACCAGACAACUCGUACCUCGAAUUCCCCGCCGCCGCCGCCGCACAGGACAACUGCCCUCCUUCUAGCUCAUAUUACACCACUCGCACCUCGCCGACGCCUUCACCGCCAUUCGACGACGCCAAGACAGAGCUAGCACCUUGUUCAGCGCCUGAAUUAGCUGUGGUGGUGCCCGGUCCGCUUCUGCAACAGCUGGACACGUCAAGUCGGCGCCCGCAGUCGUGGCCAUUGCCGAACGUCAGCCGCGUGCCAGCCUUGAACCAUUAUCGUCCAAGGUCUCAAUUCGACGUUACGCACUCGACCACAAUCCACUCGAUGCGCCCUCCCGCCGUCAACGAGUCGUUUGAAGCGCUCUUCGACGAGGCCGACACUCCGACACGCCGGCAAGACAAGCGUGUGUCGCUGUCGUCGCUACGACGGACUCUCAGCAUCAAUGGGCCCAGCGGAGGAGGCCUAAAUAAUGGUGUCCAACCCCGAGCAGCGUCUCCUGCAGGUGGUUCUGGGCAUGCAUUCGCACCGCAUGGUUCGCGGGGGGAGGCUGUCGGUUAUAGCAGGCCGCCGUCGCGUAGCAGCAGCGUCUCGACGACGACCAGUCUUCGGCACGACUCGGCGGCAGCGGCAGCACCACCACCGCAGCGCCACUACGCGCCAGGGUCUGCACCACAGGGCAUGUCCUCCUCCUAUACCUCCUACCAGCGAGCUCAUCCGCAUUCCCCUUACAAUCCUUCGGCCCUGCGAUCCCAGAUUGUGUCAACGACGACGAGCCAAGCACACCGUUCGGCCCUGUCAAUGUCCUCCACCACCUCGUCGUCCUCGUCCUCACGCCCCCCUUCGCGCGGCUCGGUGAGGGCACCGUCUCGCCAAGGCAGUCACAGCUACACCAGCCAUCUCCCCUCUGUGGCCGAAGGACCGCCCUCGUCCCGCUCGUCGGUGGCGACGCUGCGACCGACGCCAACGUUUUUGGAAGAAAUCUACGGCAACGGGGGCCGCCACUCGCCGAGUUACAACGAUUUUGUGUCACCACCCCACGACGACCACUACGACGACGACGACUACCCGAGCACCGGUGCCUACGAUCGCGUUCAACAAGACGAGGUCCACCACCCCCACCCCCACUACGCGGGCACUGCCCCGGCCUUGGCCCUGGCGCAUGCCCUAGAGCACCCCAGUAUCACCAGUCUCCGGGAUCCCAGCGGCGCCAUGUCGAACGCCUUCAACGGCGCCUCAGGCACCCGUCGUUGUCCUCCGUCGGGGCCCUCGUCCCCAUUGCCGGAGCAUGACCUCGGCAGUGUCGCGGACGAAGAGGAGCUCGAAGAAGCAGACGAGGCCUUUGACGGCGGUCACGACCUGCUUGUGCACCUGAGUGGGGGCCAGGGUUACGCCGACACGGGGUGCGUCCCGCAGAGCCCGUCGGUGACGAGCUCGAGCCCAUACGAUGGUGUGCAGAGUGGAGGAGGACGUGUUGAAGGAACAAAUAGUGCACAACCCAGCCACCACCAUCUCACCAACUGGUCCGUGCCACCGCCGCCCCUUCACUCGUCAGAGGCCGCCCUCAGUCCUCGCUCGACGACGAGCUCGAGCCCCAACAUGACCCUCCCCGAUUUCAGCUUGUACGAUUUUGGGCCAGGCAAGCAGAACGAUCUAGAGCCAGGGCCCCAGGACAAGCAGGACAAGGCGACGGGCAUUACGCACCAUACAAAGCUCGACUUGUCUCCAACACUCUCAUACCCAGCAGCAGCAGCAGCAGCAGCAGUAGCCGCCGGCAGCACUGGCGCCGUCUCCUCGCCACCGUCGGCCCCGUACUACCCCGCGUCCCCUUCCAUCCAGUACGAGUCGUCGUCGUCGUCGUCGUCGUCCGCCAGCAGCAGCCGCGCUGCCAAGGCCCUGUCUCCGCAACCAUCGCCGCACCACUCGUCCUCGUCCAACCACUGGCGGCACUCUAUCCAGUCUCACACGCCCCAUCAUCACCCUGCUGCCGCGCCCCGUGCCCUUUCGUCUGGUCUGACAGUCUAUCCUCCGGCCGCGCCAGCUUCCCCACAACCCACUCUAUCCUCACGAGCCGCUUCGCCCCAAGGCUCCCCACAGCUCACGACUCCUUUUGAGGAGCGCAACGAGGCUAUUGGCAUCGAGCAUCUCAUCGCGGCCUCGGGUUUCUUGGACGAUCCCUCAACCGACCCCGCCAACAUGAUGCCCAUUGGGGUGCCGUUGGUGCCAUCCCGUCGCCAGUACGAGGAGCACUUGCACCUUGUGCAGCAGCGGCAACAGCAACUGCAGCAACAGCAACAACAGCAGCAGCAGCUGCAACAACAACAACAACGUCGCCUGCAGGCGCCCGACUCUGUGCCCUCGUCGCAGUCGUCUGCUUCUCCCAAGGGGUCCCUUGGUUUCACUGGCCAGCAGCGUCAUCCUGAGGAGACGACUAGGGGUCUCAACAUCAAGAAGCGCAACCCCGAAGCAUACCGGCAUCACGAUCGCCACGAGUCGUUCAUGGGCGGCUUCUUUGACGACGGCAGUCACGAUCACCGUCACAACAAUCGCGCUGGCGGCCUUGUUGUCGAGAUUAUGGACCGGGCGGCCCAGCCCAGCCCGCAGCCACAGGCGCCACCGGCCCACCCAUUCCACCCUUCUGGCCGCGCGCCCGUCUCACCUUACGACGUGCGCUCGGACCAUUCCCCCUCGUCGCCAGAUCCCGCCAUGGGAACAAUGCACCACCACCACGGCCACCUGCAACAGCAGUACCAGCAGCAGCAGGACGCCGAUGCCGCUUCUGCCAAGCGCUACGCCCGGUGGUCGCAGGUCACGCAGUCGUCUGUGGGCAGCGACUACUCUGCGAUGACGUCCAACACGACGUCGACGACGGGCCGCACGACGGGCAGCAGCAGUGGUGCGCCGCUGUGGUCUCCGCUCGUCGACCGCGGCCCUCUUUUCGCCACCGUGUUUGAGGACGAGGAAGCACUUGAUUCCGGCGCGCUGGCGCUGGAAUUCCGCAACGACGCUCGUGACCCGCGCGACGCCCCCCGCGACGCCUGGGUCCUCCUCCCCAAGUCGCACUUCUCUCACCCAUGGAAGACCAAGACGCACAAGAGUGUCCAGUCUGUUGCGAGAGCCUCAGCUCGACCUAUCGUCUGCCAGGCGAGAAACCCCACAUUGUCCCUGAGUGCGGACACGCUCUUCACGAGGUGCGAGUGCUUCGUCACCGUCUAUGGCAAGGUCCCUCUCGAUGGCUCGCAUCGCAACAUUGGUGUCUGCGGUGUGUGCCGCCAGCAAAUGCGCAUUGGGUUGAGCGCAGGCAGCGAUCGCCCACCUGGAAAGACUAGCAAACUCGCUUCGCUCACGGGCGGCGACACUAUCGACUCUCCACACCACAUCCUGCAAAUGGCCGCCAUGUCGAUCCACGGGGACGAGCACGAGUCGGACGACCCGCUCAUGCCGUCCUCCCCCACGCUCGGCCCGAUUCCACUCACCACUUCUCCCGACCAGCCGGUCAAGGUCGUCGUUCCCAAGAUUUCGAUUCGGUCCGAGCUUCCCUCCGUUCGUCGCGCCCAGGGUGGCCCACCCGUCUUGGCCAUGAUCACCAUCGAGGUGCCCCCUGCCGCAGACAGGAAUCCCUACGUCGCUCGCUCGCGCAAGGACAGCCUGGCCGCCCGCGCUGCCGCCGCCUCUGCAACCGAACCGUCACCCCAGCUGCCACCGUCGCCCAUCUCGUCCUACGAGGCCACCUUGCCCGGUAGUGGUUCGAUCCACUCGCGUGAAGGGUCCAACUCGGCAUUUGUCCACGUCCAGGCCGACCUGCGUCGUCGCGUGCAAAACUACAAGCACUCGGGUCUCGAAGUCAUUGGCCCCCUUCACCUCUUUGACAUUCUCAAGGUCAAAAAGGGCCCUGUUCACCGCGACUUCCACGUGUACCUCUUCCAGGAGGCGUUUGUGUGCAUUGUCGAGGAGAAGAAGGCCGGUGGCAUUGGGAACAUUUUCCGCAAGGAGACGGCGCAGCAAAAGCAAGGCAUCCUCAAGCUCAAGGGCCGCAUCUACCUGCGCCAUGUCUGUGCUAUCAACGACAAGUCUACAAAGGACGAGUACGUCCUCACCCUCCAGAUGGAGUCCGAGGUCGACGGCUCGGACACCUUCUCCAUUUGCUUCCAGGACCGCGGCAGCCACGAAAUGUGGAAGUCGACUCUCAACAGGCUUGUCGCCGAGGCCAAGGACCCCAACAACCCCAACGGCCAAAAGUACAAGCUUGCCCAGCAGCUGUCCCGCUCGAACAGCACCGUCUCUGCCUCGCCCAGCGGUCACAGCUUGACCCCAGUCUUCAAUGACCACGACACCCCAGCUCCUCCCCCUUGCCCCGCGGGCUGCCUCGGUUGCCAGGCGUACCAUGUGCCCCUUGCACCCCAUCACACUCCGCUCGACCUCGUUCUCGUUUUGUCUACCCCUGCGCCGACGUCCAACAAUGGCUCGUUGCCCCUCAAGAUGCGUCUCAUGCGCACGUCCCUGCAGUUUGUGCUCGCCUGCAUGGGUCCUCGCGACCGUAUUUCCCUGGUGGCAACCGAGCUUGGCGUGAACGGUACCGUUCGUCGCACACCAUUUCUCAACGCGACCGUCCACGACAGCCGUCGUCGUCUGGAAAUGUUUGUCGAGGCGCUCGGUACGGGCUUCCAGGAGCACGACGACUUUGAGGUCGAGAUCUCGCCCGACGAGCGCCAGGACGUGGUCACCGCCGUCAACGUUGCCCUCGAUGUCAUCCUCCAGCGCAAGGUCAAGAACCCCCUCACCGGCAUGAUUGUCAUCAGCGACACGUCCGAGCUCAUCAAGCGCUCGCAGAUGGAUCUCGUCACGGCGCGCCUGGACGCUGCCAAGGUGGCCGUUCACUGCCUGGGCUACGGCAAGGCACACGACCCGUCGCCGCUCUGGAUGAUCUCCAACCACACCGCUGGUACCUACACUUUUGUCAAGGAGUGGUACCACCUGCGCGACGCGCUCGCCGGUGUCGUUGGCGGCCUCAUGUCGAUUGCUCUCACCAACAUGAAGCUCCGCCUCACUGUCCAGGAUGGCGAUUUCAAGAUUGCCAAGAUUCUCGGCACGCCCAUGCUCAUUACGUCCACCGCUGGCAAGGAGAUUGACGUCGACCUCAUGGCCCUCCGCCACGGCGAGCGCCGCGAGCUCAUUGUCCAGUUUGACCUCGACGCCGGCGACGCUGCUGCCAACGAGCACCGCCUGUCUGCGUCGACCGACGACAGCCGCGGCAGCAUGUCUCGCCACCAGGGCCUCAGCAAUGGCGGUACCAGUGUGCGCAGCCGCCCGAGCAUCAACGGUGGGCCUGGCGGCGGUGUCGACCUCUUCGCCUACGGCGGCAGCGUCAGCAACCACCAGGGAUACGACGAGUCGUUCCUUGACGAAGUGCCUGUGGUCGAGGUGGACUGCAGCUUCCACGACCCGCUCGCUGGCCGCAGCGCGUCGCGCCUCGCCAACCCCGUCCUCCUCACCCUCACCAUGCUGCCAAGCUCCACCGAGCAGUCCAGUGCCCUGGGAGACCCGGCCAUCAUCCGCCGCCGCAUGGAGCUCCUCGCCGCCGACAUGAUGACCCGCUCGUUGCUCAUUGCCUCGCGCAAAAACUUUGGCCAGGCCAUCCGUGUCCUGCGCGACACCAAGCGCAUCAUCGAGACCAUGGCCGACUCGCUGCGCGCCAACCUGCCGGCCAGCAACCAGAUCCGCUCGCGUCGCGACGUGGCCACGUACAAGGCUGUCGAGGGCCUCACCGCCACCUUGACCGACGUCGACAUGUUCCUCGACGGCCUCGAGGUCAACAAGGAAAUGUUCGAACUCGACCACCGCAACUAUGCCGCCCAGCAGGCCGUCAUCCUGCGCACCCAGCGCAGCUGGACGGCUCGCACGCCCACCGAAUCAAACUAUACCACGCCAGACGUCCAGGCCCUCAUCCAGGCAAGCACCGACUACGCUGCGCGUUCAUAG